This is a messenger RNA of Erpetoichthys calabaricus (reedfish), 6720 nucleotides long. RefSeq names its product protein tyrosine phosphatase receptor type Sa (gene ptprsa). Gene Ontology annotation, molecular function: protein binding; protein tyrosine phosphatase activity. The record is from RefSeq and is a predicted model, not a curated record. Gene Ontology annotation, biological process: protein dephosphorylation. NCBI's taxonomy places the organism in Eukaryota, Metazoa, Chordata, Cladistia, Polypteriformes, Polypteridae. The transcript has 35 exons. Bases 409 to 6264 code for a protein of 1951 amino acids.
CUCUCUGUAGUGCGUGAGACGACGCAGCAGUGAGAGUGGCACGGAGUGCGAAGAGGAGGCGCAUAACGGAGGCUCUCCGGCUGCGCGGCGCAGCGUCUUUGUGUCUGAAAAACAAAAAAAAGAAAAGACAGAAAAUAAAUAAAUACAGAAAUCUCGAUCUUCACUUUUGGGAUAUCAAGGGCUUCGCUUUUAUGGAUACAACGUAGCUCACGCCAGUGAACCGGUGGAUUUCAGUCUUCUUUUUUUUAUUACCCCCCUCUAAGGUUGAAAAAGGGGAGGGGGGGCGGAGUUGGGGUCGCCUGAGAGCCGUUUGGACUCGCUCUGAAAGGUCGCAGGGACGUCUUAUUUGAAGCCUUUCCCUACAUUGGGACCUUGGCUGUCUAGCCGGGUCAAGGGUCUUCAGCUGGCAUGCUGUGUCUACGCUGUCCUGGAAUGGCCGUUCUCUCAUCACUUGUGGCCCUGCUGCUCUUGUUUCUGAUUGGCUGUGAUGCUGUGUCGGUCCCCAUCUUCACAAAGGUGCCUGUUGACCAGAUUGGUGUCUCUGGAGGGGUAGCUUCCUUUGUCUGCCAAGCAACGGGAGACCCCAAGCCACGUGUGUCAUGGAUCAAGAAAGGAAAAAGAGUCAACUCCCAGCGUGUUGAGACAAUCGACUUCGAUGAGGGAGCAGGUGCGGUGUUGCGAAUCCAGCCACUCAGGACGCCACGUGAUGAAAACGUUUACGAAUGCGUCGCUGAGAACUCCGAAGGCAAUGCAGUGGCCACGGCCAAACUCUCCAUCCUCAGAGAGGAUCAGCUUCCGUUGGGGUUCCCGAACAUCGACAUGGGUCCCCAGCUCAAGGUGGUCGAGCGAACACGCACAGCCACCAUGCUUUGUGCCGCCAGUGGUAACCCUGAUCCUGAAAUUACCUGGUUCAAGGAUUUUCUACCCAUCGAUCCAAGUACAAGUAAUGGAAGAAUUAAGCAACUGCGAUCAGGAGCCCUGCAAAUUGAGAACAGUGAAGAGACGGACCAAGGCAAAUAUGAAUGUGUGGCGUCCAACAGCGCCGGCGUGCGUUACUCUUCCCCUGCUAAUCUUUAUGUGCGAGUGAGACGGGUGCCGCCUCGUUUUUCCAUUCUCCCGACGAGCCACGAGAUCAUGCCGGGUGGCAGCGUGAACAUUACGUGUGUGGCUGUAGGCUCACCCAUGCCAUACGUAAAGUGGAUGCUUGGAGGGGAUGAGUUAACCCCAGAAGACGAGAUGCCUGUCGGCCGCAACGUCCUGGAAUUGAACAGCGUGCGCGAGUCGGCUAAUUACACCUGUGUGGCCAUGUCCAGCCUCGGCAUGAUUGAGGCUGUGGCCCAGAUCACUGUCAAAUCUCUUCCCAAGCCUCCUGGUACCCCCAUCGUGACAGAAACCACAGCAACCAGCAUAACCAUCACUUGGGACUCUGGCAACCCAGACCCCAUCUCCUAUUACAUCAUCCAGUACCGGGCCAAAUCAUCUGACAGCAUCUAUCACAUUAAAGACGGCAUAACGACCACACGCUACAGCAUCGGAGGGUUGAGCCCCAACACAGACUAUGAGAUCCGAGUGUCAGCAGUUAACACCAUUGGUCAGGGACCUGCAAGUGAACCUGUUGAAUCCCGAACUGGAGAGCAGGCCCCAGCCAGCCCUCCACGCAACAUCCAAGCUCGAAUGCUCAGUCCGAACACAAUGAUAGUCGCAUGGGAUGAGCCUGAAGAGCCAAAUGGGCAGAUCCGAGGAUACCGCAUUUACUAUACCAUGGAUCCAUCCAAACCAAUUAACGCUUGGCAGAAGUACAAUGUGGAUGACAGCCGCUUGACCACCAUUGGUAGCCUCGUCUCCCAAGAAACCUACACCAUCCGUGUUCUGGCUUUCACUUCGGUAGGCGAUGGACCUUUCUCUGAGCCCAUCCACCUGAAGACACAACAAGGCGUCCCGGGCCAGCCAAUGAACUUCCGAGCAGAAGCUUUGUCAGACACCAGCAUUCGGCUCUCUUGGGACCCCCCACGUCAAGAAAAUAUUAUCAAGUACGACCUUCAUUACAAGGAGGGGGAACAUGGCCAAGAGAUCCACGUCACCUUUGACCCUGCCACCUCAUACACCGUGACCGGCUUGCGUGCCAAUACCCUCUACUUCUUCCGGCUGGCAGCCCACUCGGAUAUUGGGUUGGGUGCCUCCACGGCUCAAAUCUCCCAGCAGACUUCUCAGGCCAAACCUUCCGCUCCCCCUCAAGACAUUAAGUGUUCAAGUUCAAGUUCUACCACCAUACGGGUAAGUUGGAAACCUCCCCCAGCCGAGCACCAAAAUGGCUUGCUGACGAGGUAUAGCGUGCGCUACCAGGCACUGGAUGGAGAAGGGACCAGCGUCAAGGAAGUGAAGGACAUCUCCCCAUUCAUCAAUGAGAUCUUCCUUGAAGGCUUGGAAAAGUGGACUGAAUACCGGGUCAGCAUGGUGGCCUUUACUGAAGUUGGACCUGGACCUGAGAGCGCUCCCAUAAUCGUCCGAACUGACGAAGAUGGUAAACCCACACUGCCGUCCUGUGCGGCUUCAGCACAGCAAAGUCCACCAAGGAUGUGGAUCACAGAGAGAAAUAAAGACAUGCCGGGAGCUCCUCCUCGGAAAGUUGAGGUGGAAGUGCUGAACUCCACUGCCCUGAAAGUCCUCUGGCGAUCGCUGCUGUCUAGUCGCCAGCAUGGGCAAAUCCGUGGCUACCAGGUCCAUUACGUGCGCGUGGAAAACGGUGAGGCACGAGGGCUGCCCCUUAUCAAGGACGUCAUGCUGGCCGAUGCACAGUUGGAGACUGAUGAAACAGCUGAGUAUGAGAUGAUCAUUUCUGGCCUGCAGCCGGAAACCACCUAUUCGAUCUCCGUCGCUGCAUACACCACCAAAGGAGAUGGCGUCCGAAGCAAGCCCAAGCUGGUGGUGACAAAAGGGGCAGUUCCUGGUAGACCAGCGCUGUCCAUCCGGCAGAAUUCUGAAAAUACCGCCUUGGUUCAGUGGCAGCCUGCCAUUCAUCCAGCUGUUCAAGUCCUGGGCUACCGCCUGCAGUUUGGACGUAAAGACGUCACACCUUUGGCCACACUGGAGUUCACCCCACAGGAGCUAGAGUACACCGUCAGUAACAUCCACAAGGGGGCCACCUACAUCUUCAGAUUGUCAGCUGUGAGUCGCUCCGGCUUGGGGGAGGAAGCUGUUCAGGAACUGACCGUCCCAGAGGAGGUCCCUAAGGGUUACCCCCGAAUCUCUGAGAGUCAUAAUAUCAGCUGCUGCUCCGUCGAGUUUGUCUGGCUCCCUCCGGUACUUGCAGAGAGAAAUGGGGUCAUAACUGAAUAUACGGUGGCCUACAAGGAGUCAGGGAGCUCCGGUCCGCCUUUGGAAAUGACUGUGGCUGCUUCUGAGACCAGCUUGACCUUAAACAGCCUUAAACCCGACUCUGCGUAUGACGUCAAAAUCCGUGCACACACCAGUGUAGGUCCCGGGCCCUAUAGUCCUUCAUUCCAGUAUCGGACCAUGCCGCUGGAGAAAGAUGCCCCCAAGUAUUUCAAGGUCAAGCUCUCAAUGAAGACAUCAGUCCUUCUGACUUGGGAGUUUCCAGCCAACCGUGGACCUUAUGCCUGCAAGAUUGAAUACAACGGUCAUAGUGUGGAUGUGGAUGCCAGGGCCACCAAAGCAUUAAUUACAAACUUGCGUCCCAACACAACUUACAGCUUCAAGAUGAUCAUUGGUGAAAACAACAUGGGUGGCCUAAGGCAUAAUAUACAGGUGCGGACCGCCCCACAAAUUCUGGCCUCCAAACCUGUGCUGAACCGCAAGAUCGAUGGUGACGGAUCCAUUAACAUUGUGCUGCCUUCAUUGGAAACCCUGAUACCAGUCAGAUACUACUACAUCGUUGUGGUGCCAUUGAAGAAGGUGCGAGGGGUGUUUCUGAAACCCUGGAAGACUCCGGAUGAUAUGAAUCUGGAGGAUCUUCUGAGAGACAUCGGCCAACAUCGGCGGCGGCGGAGAAGAAGUAUGCGCUUCUCUCGUCAACUUGAAAUUCAGAAACCGUACAUCGCUGCCCGAUUCAAGACACUUCCGAACCACUUCACCUUGGGUGACCAGAUGGAGUACAAUGGCUUUGAAAACCAUCCUUUGGAGCCUGGCCAGGAGUAUAUUUUCUUUGUCUUGGCUGUGUUGGACAGUCCUGAAACGAAGAUGUUUGCUGCAAGUCCUUUCACAGAUCCCGUCUUGGCUCCUGACCUUGACCCCCAGCCCGUGGAUGGUGGAGAUGGACUUAUAUGGGUAGUUGGGCCAGUCCUAGCGGUGGUCUUCAUCAUCUGCAUAGUCAUCGCCAUCCUGCUGUAUAAGAACAAGCGGAAGGAGUCGGAACCGCGCACCAAGUGCCUGCUGAAUAACGCCGAGAUCACGCCGCAUCAUCCUACAGACCCCGUGGAGAUGAGGAGGAUCAACUUCCAGACCCCAGAUUCUGGUCUGAGCAGCCCCCUCAGUGAACCUGAUUUUGACUUUGAAAGCAUGCUCAGCCACCCACCGAUCCCAAUCAGUGACCUUGCCGAGCACGCCGAGUGCUUGAAGGCUAAUGACAACCUGAAAUUGUCACAGGAGUAUGAGUCGAUUGAUCCUGGCCAGCAGUUUACUUGGGAACACUCCAACCUGGAGGUGAACAAGCCCAAGAAUCGUUACGCCAACGUCAUCGCCUAUGAUCACUCCCGGGUCAUCCUGUCUCCAAUUGAGGGUAUCAGCGGCAGUGAUUACAUCAAUGCCAAUUACAUUGAUGGCUACCGCAAGCAAAAUGCCUACAUUGCUACACAAGGACCUCUGCCUGAGACAUUUGGAGAUUUCUGGAGGAUGGUGUGGGAGCAGCGAGCCGCCACUGUGGUCAUGAUGACCAAAUUAGAGGAGAAAUCAAGGAUAAAAUGUGACCAAUAUUGGCCAAGUCGAGGUACAGAGACGUAUGGAAUGACCCAAGUCACUCUACUGGACACCAUUGAACUGGCCACUUUCUGUGUCCGAACAUUUUCACUACACAAGAAUGGCUCGAGCGAGAAACGAGAAGUCCGGCAGUUCCAGUUUACAGCUUGGCCCGACCACGGCGUCCCAGAAUACCCCACACCCUUCCUAGCAUUCCUACGCAGGGUGAAAACCUGCAACCCACCAGAUGCUGGCCCAAUCAUCGUCCACUGCAGCGCUGGUGUUGGUCGAACUGGCUGCUUCAUUGUGAUUGAUGCCAUGUUGGAGCGGAUCAAGCAUGAAAAGACGGUGGACAUCUAUGGCCACGUGACCUUGAUGAGAUCGCAGCGCAACUACAUGGUGCAGACUGAAGACCAGUACAGCUUUAUCCAUGAUGCACUUUUGGAAGCAGUGGCCUGUGGAAACACAGAGGUGGCAGCUCGCAGUCUGUACAGCUACAUUCAGAAGCUGUCUCAGAUCGAACCAGGUGAACAUGUGACGGGCAUGGAGCUGGAGUUCAAGCGCCUUGCCAACUCAAAAGCUCACACAUCCAGGUUUAUAAGUGCCAACCUCCCGUGCAACAAGUUCAAGAACCGCCUUGUUAACAUCAUGCCGUAUGAAACCACCAGGGUGUGCCUGCAGCCUAUCCGAGGAGUCGAGGGCUCGGACUACAUCAAUGCCAGCUUUAUUGAUGGCUACAGGCAACAGAAAGCUUACAUCGCCACACAGGGACCAUUAGCAGAGACGACAGAGGACUUCUGGAGAAUGUUAUGGGAAAACAACUCCACCAUCGUUGUCAUGCUGACCAAGCUUCGGGAAAUGGGAAGGGAGAAGUGCCAUCAGUACUGGCCAGCAGAGCGCUCGGCCCGCUACCAGUACUUUGUCGUCGAUCCUAUGGCGGAGUACAACAUGCCUCAGUACAUCCUGAGAGAGUUUAAAGUGACAGAUGCCAGGGACGGUCAAUCCCGAACAGUACGGCAAUUCCAGUUUACAGACUGGCCAGAACAAGGCGUGCCAAAAUCAGGAGAAGGCUUCAUCGACUUCAUAGGCCAGGUGCAUAAAACCAAGGAACAGUUUGGACAGGACGGGCCGAUCUCUGUCCACUGCAGUGCGGGAGUCGGCAGGACCGGCGUGUUCAUAACGCUUAGCAUUGUCCUGGAACGGAUGCGGUACGAGGGUGUGGUGGACAUUUUCCAGACGGUCAAGAUGCUGAGGACACAGCGGCCAGCCAUGGUGCAAACAGAGGAUGAAUAUCAGUUCUGCUAUCAAGCUGGCCUGGAGUAUUUGGGGAGCUUUGAUCACUAUGCAACGUAAAAAGCCAUCUUUCCACAGUUUUUACUGCCCCACCUCAGUCUCUGCUGAGCCAUGGAAAAAGAUUGGAGAGAAAAAAAAAGAAAGAAGGAAAAAGUGAAAUAAAAAAAAAAUGGAAAAGCAUGAACGGGAAAACUUUUAUAUGAAAGAAGGAUAACAUGUUGCUAAUGGGAGGGGAGCAGAGGAGAGGAGAAAUUCCACCAACACACCACCCCUCGUCUCCCCUUUGGGAAAAUGACGGCUGCAGUCACUGGGGUGAACAGCUUAAAUCUUAGAACUGCUUACUUUUACCUCAAGUGUUCAGACCUGGAGGACAAUAUACAUAUUUUGUGGACAUCAAUUCAAAAAUGGAAGUGAAUAAACAAUUAAAAUAAAAAAAACUACAGACAAAUAAACAGCAGAUAGAGGAUUUUUAAGAAGGAACAGAGGAAACAAAAAGUCAAAAGAUUUGUGGCAAAG